Microbotryum saponariae is the source of this 4002-nucleotide messenger RNA. Lineage: Eukaryota; Fungi; Basidiomycota; Microbotryomycetes; Microbotryales; Microbotryaceae. The record is from the annotation of a GenBank genome assembly.
AUGCAGGGACACGGAGGAGGAGGCACGCCGCCGUUACGACCGGGCGGUGUUCGCCCCUCGCUGGAGCCGAGAUCGCAGCCACGGCCGUCGUUGACCGACCUCAACUCGCGACGACCGUCCAACAACAACAGCAGCACUGCGCCUCCGUCGUCGAGGAGACCGAGCAGGAACGGGCAAGGAACUCGCAACGGCAACGACUUUGACGAGUUUGACAAGGUCAACCACGGCGAUCUGGCGUGGCAGAACGACGAACAAGCCAGUACGUUGCGCUCCACGUCCAGGUCGAGCCAGCCCGCGCCCGAGUCGGAGCGCAUCCUCACCCGGCCUCACCCGGCCCCACAUACGCUUCUCGAGGCUGACCAUCACCCUGGUCUCCUGCGCAGUGCUCUCAUUGUACGGUCUCACAACCUUGGCGCCUGUACGUCGUCCCUGCGCCGAUCAACGGCAAGAGAUGCGCAAAGCUUCCUCCCCUUCCCCCACACGAACCUGACACGCCUCCCUCCGCGCGCUGCCCAUCACACUUGGCUGUGCCCCACCUCUCUUUCCACCAGACCGAAUGGCAAUCUGCAGAGGCAGUGGACGGCACCUUCUCGGAAACAGGUCAACCCACCACCACAGCCGCAGCGACCAAAGGGGAUGAGCCGGAUCCGCUCGGGCUCAUGCGAGGCGGCGUCUUGGCCUCCAACCCGGAUCUGCCCACCGACUUGCGCUCCGCCGUGCUUCUGCACUCCAAGUCGUUCGACCCCAAGGUGUUCCUCUCGACCGUACACCCUAAUGCAACCUUCAAGGAUCUCAACAAGGGCAGGGACAGGCUCAAGGACAGCCUCGAGCAGAGGAGUGGGGCACUCAAGCUCUUGGUCCAGGCCGAGUGGGAUCGGUUCGUCUCUGUAAAGGCUGCCACAGAGAGUGAGUCGCCGAAAAAACGUUCAUAGUCGAGCUCCUCACUGAUCAUCAUCAUUGGUGUGGAAUUCACCAGUGGUCUAUGAGGAAAUGCGACAGCCUCGAGGACCUCUCGCUGCUGACGCAGAUCAUGGGGUCAAACAAAUCCGAGAAACCCUCAAAGGUGAGGCCUGAAUCGCUCCAAGCUGGUCGGAGAAUGCUCGCUGAUCCCCGCAAUCUUGAUCCGUUCAACGAUAGUCGCAUCCACGCGAGCCGACAACGUCUUCCAACCCAUCCUCGACGCCCGGACCAAAGCCGAGCGACUGAAGUCAACCCUCGGCGUCUUUGAGCGAAGCAAAUUCUUCUUCAAUCUGCCCACAAUCCUGGGAGAAGCGGUAGAGGAUGGAAGAUACGAAGUGGCUCUGCAGGCUUACAAGCAGGGGAGGUAUAUCCUAGCGAGUCGACCGGCACAGUUGCUCGGCCUUCCCGUAGCGACGACGCCUCAACAGCAACAGCAGCAGAAGAGGAUCUAUGACAAGGUACGCAACUGCGCACUAGAUUCGACCCGUUUCCAAAUCUCACCGGGUCCUCAUCUUUGCACAGGUGUGGGGUCAAGUCGAAAAGAUCAUCGGUGACUUGCGCGCGACUCUGGGAAAACGGUUGAGGGACACGAGGCGAGGACUGGAUGAGGUAGAAAAGACCAUCGUGUGAGCUUUGAACGCUUAACAGAUUGUGCGAGUACCAAAGUUCACGUUCGUCAGCUCGGCCCACAGUAUUCUUCUGGAGCUCGAUCCAACAGACGACCCGGUCUGGAUUUUCUUCGAUACUCAACACCGGCACAUCUUGCAAUUGUUGAGGACGUCGGCCGAGGCUUCGACAUCUAGGAUACGAAUCGCGAUGGAUAAUACCACUGAUGAGAUGAGCGCACCCGACUGGGACCGCAAGAGCGCAGCCGACUUGAGGACCUGUGUCGCUUCCCUUGAGGCGCUCGACGGGGAAGGCGUUCGUGGUCAGUAGAGUUCACAUCCUCACCCAUUUCGGAGCAAGAACUGAUGUUUCUUCGUGUCUACAGAAAAUGCGGCCGGAAGCGACGUUUGGCGGUUGAUUUACGAUCUCGUCCGCAAUCUCAACGAGGUCAUCCUCCAGAACCUGCCGAGUUUCUGGAAGGUCGCCAAAGGCUACAUGGAGGGCAAAUACCAAAAGGUUGAAUCUACUCCAGCCGUUCUGGUUUCGAAAGUGUAGCGCAAUCUGACGAGGCCUUCUGUUCCCCAAAUGCAGAAGGUGUCAUCCAACUCGUCAUCGAAUCCGGGCGUACGGCGUUCACCGACGCAAUGCCGAGUCAUGUCCCAAGACAUUGUAACACUUUACGUAUCCCUCCUCUCCACCUUCUUCGGUCUUUCCUCUGCCGGCGCAUCACCCCCAAUGCUGCCCGACCCCGCCGAUCCGAACGCAGUCCCUCCCCUCCCCUCCUUCGUGCCACCGACUGCAAACGCCACCUCCAACUGCCACUGGCUGCUGAGGGCACUGCAUGAGAUGGUCGACUGUGCGAGUGACCUGACCGCACUCGAGCUGGCUGGUGAGGCCAGUCAGAGUCUCAAGGAGCUGGUCGGGACCUCGAGGUGGAGAUUCGAGGAAGCAAUCUGCUCAAGUUGGGUUCGCGGUAAGUUCAAUCAGAAUUGCUUGGCCGAAACGAUCAAAACUGACCAUGAGGCUUCCGUCACCUAGAUGCUAAGGUGUUUUUCCGACUUGAGACGUGGCAUCCUGAUCCGGACGAACCCUCAACUACGGCGUACUUGCGGCAAGUCGCGGCUUUCCAACGCUUCUGCGCAAUUUCGGCUUAUCGGAUCGCCGGUGGGACGGAGGAACGGGCACAAGCCUUGAUGGGGUCGAACGCAUCGUCGAACCCGAGCAACCAGCCGGGCUCACGGUCGCGCUCCGACGUCAGUCUCCCGACCGAGUUCGUGAAGAAGAUCCAAGCUGCAUUUCUCGAUGGAUUGUAUGCAUUCCUGGACGGGUUGGUGCAUGUCGCUUUCUCGGAUCCGGAGCACAUCUUCGCGAGUCCUGCGCCGGGGUCCAAGAACGGAACGAGUUCCACGGCGAGGAGAAAAUUGGUCACAACGGGCGAGGAUGGGCGACCCAAGGAGGUCGAUAUCCGGAAUGUCGUAAGUACCAUCCAUCUGAGAGCCAUGGAGUCCGCAUCAAACUGAUAUGAGCCUCAUUGUUGGCACAUAGGAUAUCCGAGUGCUGCUCACGGUGUCGAACCUGACGCAUCUCCGCGAAACCUCAAUCCCACGCAUCAUCAACCAAUUCCAAUCGGCAUUCAAGAUUGACAUGGCAUCCGACGUCCAAAUGCUCAUGGACGUGACCGAGCAACUCGACAAGAUUCUCUUCGACGAUUACGUCAAACGCAAGUCGGCCGAUGUCGCUAAGAUCCUGAGGAAGGGUGUGUUGGGCGGCACGGUCGAUUGGUUCGAGGCGGCAAAGCCCACAGAGGUGCACCCGUUCAUCUACGAUGCGUUGUUGAGUUUGGUGUUGGUGCAUGCGCAAGUCUCGGCGACGGCGAGGCCUUUGGUCGCGAGGACCUUAGGCAGUCUGGUCGAGGAGUUGGCGAAUGUCGCUCUCGAUGCGUUUGGCAAGGUCGAACGAUUUGGUAUGGGAGGAAUGUUACAGGUCAGUAGACGAGCUCCAUUCAAUGUCGCUCGUUAUUGUACUCCGACCUGAGACAUGCUGUCUUUUUUUCAGGCGACACUCGAGAUCGAGUUCAUGCACCAGACCCUUUCACAGCACGUUUCGCCCCUAGCAGAUUCGACGCUUCAGUCCAUCUACAAGACCAUUUCGCAAUCCUACUACCGUCGCCCGACACCAGACAGCGCGCAAGAAUUGCAAAAGGAAUUGGAAGGGUUGAAGCGAACGUUGGUUGCCAGUCGUCGUGCGACGGCGCUGCAGUUCUUGUGCUUCCGUAAACCGAGCGCGGCGAAGAAGGACACCAGUGGAGGGGGAAGCGGCGAGGCGGUGUCGAGUCCUGUGCCGGGAUCACCGGCACCUCCUGUGCCAGAGCUGAACAGGACGAGGAGGGCCGCGAUGCCUCCACCUUCGGGGUUGGCUUCGUUGCCUGAGGGCUGA